Molecule: messenger RNA, 2443 nt
Organism: Trifolium pratense (red clover)
Lineage: Eukaryota; Viridiplantae; Streptophyta; Magnoliopsida; Fabales; Fabaceae
Product: cationic amino acid transporter 1-like
Exons: 2
Coding region: 306-2114 (602 amino acids)
Biological process (GO): amino acid transport; transmembrane transport
Cellular component (GO): plasma membrane
Molecular function (GO): L-lysine transmembrane transporter activity; L-glutamate transmembrane transporter activity
Source: RefSeq, a predicted model, not a curated record
GGAAAACAACCUCAAUGUAGUUGUGAUUAGUUUCUCUAUAACUAACAAAUUAUAUUUGCUAACUAAAAUUAUAUUCUUUAACAAACAAAUUUUAGCAAUUUUAGCAUAGGCUUGUUUCGUAGUACUGAAAUAUUGAUUCGUUGUUUCUCUGGUUCUGCAAAUAUUAGUUUUCAAUUCAUUGAUUCAUGUUGUUCCCUUCAAUCUUAACUAACUUAACCACUUAAUUCAACAAAUUGGUAAACUAUAUAUAUAUACACACACUUUUACAACAACAUUGCAUGUGUUACAUAAAUUAAUUAAAAGAAAUGAAACAGGACAUGAAUCUUGAAAACAAAUCAGGAAGAAACGAGUUUUUCCCUGAAGAUUCAUUUAAGAGUUGGGGUGAUUAUGGAAAAUCGUUUAUGAAAACACCAUUUCGGUUGAAAGAUAGAAUGUUUACACGUUCUAAAGAUUACAUAGAGAUUGUUGAAAUGAAAGCUCGAAGCAGCCAUCAAAUGAAGAAGACGUUAAGUUGGUGGGAUCUUAUUUGGUUUGGAAUUGGAGCUGUUUUAGGUUCCGGAAUUUUCGUUCUCACCGGACUGGAAGCUCGUGAGGAGGCAGGUCCCGCCGUUGUUUUGUCGUAUGUUGUCUCUGGUACCGCGGCUUUGCUGUCGGUUUUCUGUUACACUGAAUUUGCUGUCGAAAUUCCUGUUGCAGGUGGGUCAUUUGCAUACUUAAGAGUAGAACUAGGAGACUUUGUGGCCUUCAUAGCCGCCGGAAACAUACUCCUUGAAUAUGUUAUUGGAGCAGCCGCCGUAGCUCGGUCAUGGACCUCCUAUUUCGCCACCCUUUGCAACAAAAAUCCUGACGAUUUUCGCAUAAUAGUCCACAAAAUGAACCCUGAUUAUGGCCAUCUUGACCCUAUUGCUGUUGUAGCCCUCAUAUCCAUUGCAAUCCUUGCAAUCUUCAGCACAAAGGCUUCUUCCAUCUUCAACAAAAUCGCCACAAUUCUCCACUUAUUUGUCAUUGUCUUCAUCAUUGUCGUUGGCCUAAUCAAUGCUAACCCCGAAAACUACUCAUCAUUUGCGCCUUUUGGUACUCGAGGCAUUUUCAAAGCUUCAGCUGUUCUUUUUUUUGCUUACAUAGGUUUUGAUGCAGUUUCAACUAUGGCCGAGGAAACUAAAAACCCUGGAAGAGACAUUCCUAUUGGACUUGUUGGCUCAAUGGUGAUUAUCACUUUUAUAUAUUGUUUACUAGCAUCAACACUUUGCCUUAUGCAGAACUACAAAACCGUCGAUAUCAACGCGCCUUUUUCCGUUGCAUUUAGUUCAAUUGGAUGGGGAUGGGCUAAAUACAUUGUUGCAUUGGGAGCAUUAAAAGGAAUGACGACCGUUUUGUUGGUUAAUGUUGUCGGUGCUUCACGUUAUUUAACGCACAUUUCUCGUACUCACAUGAUGCCUCCUUGGUUUGCUCUUGUUCACGAAAAAAUCGGGACACCUUUGAAUGCUACAAUUGCAAUGGUUAUAUCUACAGCUAUGGUUGCAUUUUUCACAGAUCUCCGUAUUCUAUCGAACUUACUGUCGAUCUCAACUCUUUUUAUUUUCAUGCUUGUGGCAGUUGGGAUUUUAAUCCGUCGUUAUUAUUCGACCGGGAUAACUACUAAAGAGAAUCAAAUUAAGCUAAUUGUGUGUGUUGUGUUGAUUAUUGGAUCUUCAUGUGGCAUGUCUAGUUAUAGAGCAAUGAGUGAUGGUUGGAUUGGUUGGGCAGUUACUGCUCCUUUAUGGCUAUUAGGAACAGGAGGUGUUUGGUUUCUUGUUCCAGAAGUAAAGAAACCUAAAGUUUGGGGUGUACCUUUAGUUCCAUGGUUACCUUCUUUUUCUAUUGCUAUUAAUAUAUUUCUUCUUGGAUCUAUUGAUAAAGAUUCAUAUAUAAGGUUUGGGAUAUGGUCAGGGAUUUUGUUGAUUUAUUAUGUUCUCAUUGGGCUACAUGCUUCUUAUGAUGCAUCAAAGGAGGUUGAGAGUAGACAUUGUAUGGCUCAAUAUGUUGACAAGGAGAUUAAAAAUGUAGAAGAGGAAUGCAAAAAGUUAGAGGUAGGACAAUUGGCCAAAGAAGAUGAGUUGGGUACUAAAGUGUAAGCCUCUAUAGCUAUGCAUCAUUAUCUCUAUGAAAAUUUUAAAGUUUUACAACAAUAUUAUUAAUAUUAAGUGUGAAGCUCGUUAUCAUGGAUAACAAAACUUCAUUCACAUAAAAAGGACUAUGAAAUUUCUUUGAAGACCUCAAUAUCAAACAUAUGAAAUUUCUUUGAAGACCUCAAUAUCAAACACUUCACUUCCUAUGGGUUUACUAAGUGUUCAUAUCAAGUUAUGGGGAAUCUUGAAAAGUAGCAUAAGCUUUGCAAACUCUUAUGAAAUGAGAAUUGGAAUCAAAAUGCUUCCUUCUAAACAUUAAUGUAAUAGAAGUUGAG